AUCAAUCGAAAAACAGCAAGAUUCUUCAGCAAAUUGAUGAUGAGCCAAAAAUAUUUCUGUUUCAAUUAUUACAUGGUCAUCAUCAUCAUAGGUGUGAAUUAUUCAAGCAAAUAAUAAUAAUUCUUUGAGAGGAGAAAAAUCUUCUUAAAUCUCAAGUUUAUUGUUGCCGUCAUUAAAAAAGAUAUUGACAUGAUGAAAAUGAUCAAACAUUCAUCGUUAUUUAAAUGGCCACAGAAUAGUGGUGCGACUAAAAUGAUCAAUACUGCUGAUAGUAUUAUUACGGGCAGUCAACUUGGAUCAUCAUCCUCGAUUAAUGGCAAUAAUAAUGCAACAUCAUCCACAACCUUAUCGACAAAUAAUGCAAAAACAAAACAACAAUCAUCAUCAUUAUCAUCAUCAUCGUCGUCGUCAUUAGCGUCAAGUCAACAACAACAACAGCAAUCAUCUACACAACAGCAACAAAAACUAUGGAUUCAUCCUCCAGCUACUUUACAAAAUGGACAUAUAGCAUAUUUAGUCAAGUAUUUUGGCAAUGUAGAAGUUAAUCAACCGAAAGGCAUCGAUGUGGUGAAAGAAAGUAUCAAUAAAUUGAAAUUUAUUCAACCGUUAAAAAAGUCUGAAGGACAAAAGAUUCCUAAAGUAGAAUUAACAAUAUCGGUGAACGGUGUUGCCAUACAGGAACCGAAAAGCAAGAAAAUAUAUUGCCAAUUCCCAUUGCACAGGAUAUCAUAUUGUGCGGAUGAUAAAAAUGAAAAGAAAUUUUUCAGUUUUAUUGCCAAAGAUUCGGAUACGGAUAAACAUUUAUGUUUUGUAUUCAUGUCGGAAAAAAUGAGUGAAGAAAUCAUUCUCACCAUUGGACAGGCAUUCGAUUUAGCUUAUGCCAAAUUUAUUGAAACUUCCGGAAGAGAAUUGGAAAUCCGCAAACAGUUGAUUAUAUUGCAGAAAAAAGUCUGCCAUUUGGAAGAGGAAAACAAACUGUUGAAAGAUAAACUUGCUAAAUACGAACCAGUCUAUGUUGAUGGUAAUAGUGAUAAUAAUAAUACAAAGCCAUCAUCAUUAUCAUCCUCAUCAUUGUCAUCGUCCUCAUCUCGUUCCAACAAUGGCGUAGAUCUAUUGUCUGAUGAUAUUGUCAACGUUAAAGAUAAUAAAGACUCAACAAUGAUGAACGGACAUAAUAAAUUAAAGUCUACUUUGAAUUCGGUUACCGUUCCUCCACUCCAACCACCACCCAGUUUGAAAAAUCAUCGUAAUCAGCAAAUUAAUCUGAUCGAUGUUGAUAUCGAGUGCAAUGAUAAUACGGCCUCAUUAUUGAAUCAUAAUAACAAUGAGUUACUGUCAUUGAACAAUAAUGCUGUACAAUCAAUCAACGAUUUGUUCGAUGAAGACUUCAAUCCAAGAGCCAAUGAUGAUAAUCAAUCCGCUAAGGUUUCAACAAACAAUUCUAAUAUAGUCCAAAAUAUUAGUCCGAUUGACCAGAAUUUGCUCGGUGUUACUAUCUCACAGGAAAAAGAUAUUUUCGGUUGCGAACCAUUCCAUCAGAUACCAACCGGAUGUGAUGAUCCAUUCGGUAUGCCUCAAUUUCAAGGUUCAAAUGAUUUAGAUUCAGCUAUCGAUAACAUUGAUAAACGAUUAGCCGAAAUGAGAGAUGGAUUCAGUCAAGGAUUAUCGGCGGAUGGAUUCAAUUUGGAUUCUUGAAUAGUGGUUAUAUCCCAACCGACCGACGUUCAUUCACCCCAAUUAUUUAGCUAAAAUUAUUAACACUUUUGAAUGUUGUUUAUUGAUUUUACAAAAUAUUAAUUUAAUAAUCCUAAUACAUAUCGACCUGAAUGACGAAAACACUUGAGAAUCACCAGAA
Messenger RNA from Dermatophagoides pteronyssinus (European house dust mite), 1855 nucleotides. RefSeq lists its product as uncharacterized. The record is from RefSeq and is a predicted model, not a curated record. NCBI's taxonomy places the organism in Eukaryota, Metazoa, Arthropoda, Arachnida, Sarcoptiformes, Pyroglyphidae.